Molecule: messenger RNA, 1830 nt
Organism: Aspergillus melleus
Lineage: Eukaryota; Fungi; Ascomycota; Eurotiomycetes; Eurotiales; Aspergillaceae
Gene: MCH1
Product: MFS transporter
Exons: 3
Coding region: 1-1830 (609 amino acids)
Biological process (GO): transmembrane transport
Cellular component (GO): membrane
Molecular function (GO): transmembrane transporter activity
Source: RefSeq, a predicted model, not a curated record
AUGACUGGAUUCAAUGGCCGACAUAGAGCAUCGAUAGACAAGCGUGAUUUUGAUACGAAUAGACCGCUACUGGAUGGGCAUGGUGAUGGAAUUGAUGGAGCUGAGCGCGAUAAUCAACUCUCCCGACCGGGUUCGAGUCUCUCCGACGGUGAAGACGGCUUGUUGAACAAUGUGGUCGACGAGAUUGUUGAGCGAGACCGACGAAAGAUGGCCAAGGAAGUGGUACGGAUUAGCAGCUUUGUAUUGGGUGUGAUUAGUUGCCUGGGAGCCGGGAGCAUCACUGCGUUCUCGCUGUAUGGGCCUCUGUUCCUCACUCGUCUUCAUUACACGCAGCUCCAAGUCAAUGCAGUCUCGAUCGCCGCGGAGGUUUCUAUGUACCUCCCCGUUCCCUUGUUUGGAUAUCUCUGUGAUCGGUACUCGCCACGUCCUUUGUCUUUGUUUUCGGCAUUGGUCUUUGGCGCAGGUUAUCUUCUUGCAGCGUUUACCUACAAGAGUGGCCCUCCUGUUGAGAAAGGCGGACAGGGAUGGCCGUUUGGGAUUAUGGUGUUGGCAUUUGUGGCCAUCGGAAUGGCCACGAGCUGUAUGUACCUGGGUGCGGUGACGACCUGCGCUAAGAACUUCGGCCGAGGAAAGCACAAAGGCAUUAUGCUCGCCGUUCCUAUCGCUGCGUUUGGACUCAGUGGGAUGUGGCAGAGCCAGGUGGGGACAUAUCUGCUAUGCGAAUGGCUCGAGGAUGGCAGUCGUGGGGACGUGAAUGUGUUUCGGUAUUUUAUCUUCCUAGCUGCACUGCUUUUCGCCAUUGGAAUUGUCGGCACAUUUGGAUUGGUAAUCGUGGAUGAGGAGGAUAAGUACAUCGAUGAGGCGGUUGACGAAUUGGAGCGGAGUGGUCUGUUGGAGCAGAGCGAGUUCUUCCAGCCCCGACAUGAAGUAAGGGCAGCUUACGGAACCUUCGGGCAAGGCGAUGGCGACACAACGGACGACGAGCGAACAUUGAACCAGUCCGAGGAAGAGCGGGAAGCUGCACGGCUGGAGAAAGAGCGCGAGGAAGAGGAGCGCCGAAAGAAGGACUGGUUGUUGAAUUACGAAACCAAAGUAUUCCUCAAGGACAAGACUAUGUGGUUCCUUGCACUAGGGUUCUUCUUGGUUACCGGUCCGGGUGAGGCAUAUAUCAACAAUCUGGGCACUAUCGUCCAAACGUUGACACCGGAAUCGAACCCUCCAAACGUCCCCUCCCCAGCAGGUCUUCCGUCGACACACGUCACUAACGUUGCGCUCACCUCGACCCUAGCCCGAUUACUCACUGGGUCCCUAUCGGACCUGUUCGCCCCUCCGGCAAAUCAUCUCAUUGCAGGAACCAUCGAAGACGGCCGCCCAUCGUCGUCAUCCGGACGCUUCACUCUCUCACGACUCUCAUUCCUCCUACCUUCCGCCCUCCUUCUGUCCCUUGGCUACCUUCUCCUCUCGUCGCCCCUGCUCGUCUCCCACCCGCAGCUCUCGCACGUAACUACCGCUUUGAUCGGCCUUGGUUAUGGCAGCGCUUUCUCCCUCGUCCCGAUCAUCAUCUCGGUUGUCUGGGGCGUCGAAAACUUCGGCACAAACUGGGGCAUCGUGGCCAUGGUCCCUGCCGCCGGUGCCGCCGCCUGGGGUAUCAUCUACUCACGAGGCUACCAAGACGCCAUGGACGGUGGGAACGGGUCCCCGGAUGGGCAAUGCCACGGCUGGCGAUGCUUUGGGUUCUGGGCCGUAGGCUGUACCUUGAGCGUGUGGGUGGCCAUCGCAUCGUGGUCUAUUGCCUGGCGAUUGUGGAGACGGAAGGGUAUUGCCGUUUGA